AUGCAAAUUUUAAGAUUUCAUCAUUCAAGUGCGACUCCCGUUAAAGAUAAAGUCAUACUGAAGACACCUAUUCCGAAACAACAAUGGGAAUUGAGAAGUGACAAGAUUAAGUUAACUGAAAAGAUUGGUGCCGGUGCUUUCGGUGAAGUGUGGCUUGGAACACUGGAAGAGAACCCGGAUGAUCCUCCACUUCAGGUCGCUAUCAAAUUGGUGAAUGUGAAAACGCGGAUCAGUUACGCAAUCGACGCUGCAACCGGUCUCGCCUAUUUACAUGCAAAAUCGUGUAUGCACAGGGACGUUGCAUGUCGGAACUGUCUUAUCGACGUAUCGAAAGGUAUUGUAAAACUUACCGAUUUCGGUUUGUCAAAGCAAGCAGAAUCCUAUACUAUCCCCAAGGAUGAAAAGCUCCCGAUACGAUGGCAAGCUCCUGAAGUUAUUGCGACACGAGUAUACACAUUAAAAAGUGACGUUUAUUCGUAUGGGGUACUCCUUUGGGAAAUUUUCAACAACGGUGAAGCACCAUAUAAAGGAAUGGAUAAUAAAGCUGUCAGAGAAAAUAUACUUGAUCCCAAAUUCCGUCCGCCAACUGAUGACUCUCUUCCCAUCGUUGUCAGUAAAGUGAUGUUGACGUGUUGGAGAGCAGACCCCGCAAAAAGGCCGACAAUGGCUCGAAUCGUUCAGUACCUUACAAAUGCUCGUCCAGAACAACAUGGCGUACACAGUAUUCUGCCUCAUGAGCUCCUCUCUUACCGUAGAAGAGCUCGUGAAGCAGAAUACCUCGUUAACCAUGCCGGUGUGGACUUCUACCAAGAUCUGAGCUUGCCAAACGAUCGCCAUCUCCAACGCGAGAUGCUCCAUCUGUAUCGCGAGAAUCUCAGAAACGUUUACGUUCCAGAGGAGGUGAAAUGGUCUAGAAAUAAGGAGGAUGCGUACGAAUCCGAAACAGCGAAGGGGGAGAUGGUUCGCUUUUUUGGGCUCUCCAAGACCGUUGCGCGCGCAAACUUCGCUUUCGGACGCGAAUCCAUGGGCCUGGCGCCUCCUGACCCACAUCCAUCUUCUGACCUCUGCUGCAUUGCCAACAUGACUUUUCUACCAGAUCAAAUCAGAUAA
Messenger RNA from Haemonchus placei, 1110 nucleotides. The record is from the annotation of a GenBank genome assembly. Lineage: Eukaryota; Metazoa; Nematoda; Chromadorea; Rhabditida; Trichostrongylidae.